Sturnus vulgaris (Common starling) is the source of this 3482-nucleotide messenger RNA. Lineage: Eukaryota; Metazoa; Chordata; Aves; Passeriformes; Sturnidae. The record is from RefSeq and is a predicted model, not a curated record.
GACUCGGCCGGGGCGCCGCGGCGCGGGCCGGGAUGGAGUGAGGGGCGAGCGGCGGACAGAGCGCGGCCCUGCGGCCCCCGCCCGUGUCUCGCUCCGCCCCGGGUCUAUGCGGCCCCCCGGAGACCAUGGGAUCCAGGAUCAAACAAAAUCCAGAAACUACCUUUGAGGUGUAUGCAGAAGUGACCCACUCAGGAAUCAGCUGCAUUGGGAAAGAUCCUGAGGUGCGGAGGCAAUUCCCAGAGGGCUACAGUGACCAGGAAGUUCUACAGACUCUGACCAAGUUUUGUUUCCCCUUCUAUGUGGACAGCCAUGCCAUUAACCAAGUUGGGCAGAACUUCACGUUUGUGCUCACAGACAUUGACAGCAAGCAGAGGUUUGGGUUCUGUCGUUUAUCUUCAGGGGCCAAGAGCUGCUUCUGUAUCUUAAGUUACCUCCCAUGGUUUGAAGUCUUUUAUAAACUGCUCAAUGUCUUGGCAGAUUAUUCAGCAAAAGGACAGGAUAGUCAGAGGAGUGAGCUCCUGGAAACAUUUCAUAAACUUACCAUCCCUGAGCCAGGAACCUCUGUUCAUCUUGGAGUGCACUCUUACUUUACUGUGCCUGACACCAGAGAGCUUCCCAGUAUACCUGAAAAUAGAAAUCUGACAGAGUAUUUUGUGGCAGUUGAUGUCAACAACAUGCUGCAUCUCUACGCCAGCAUGCUGUACGAGCGCCGCAUCCUCAUUUGCUGUAGUAAGCUGAGCACUUUAACUGCCUGCAUCCACGGGUCUGCGGCCAUGCUCUACCCGAUGUUCUGGCAGCACGUUUACAUUCCUGUCCUGCCCCCACAUCUCCUGGACUACUGCUGUGCCCCCAUGCCCUACCUCAUUGGAAUACACUUAAGUCUGAUGGAGAAAGUAAGAAGCAUGGCCCUGGAAGAUGUGGUGAUCCUUAACGUAGACACCAACACACUGGAAACCCCUUUUGAUGACCUUCAGAGCCUCCCCAAUGAUGUGGUUUCUGCACUGAAGAACAGAUUGAAGAAAGUCUCUACAACCACUGGAGAUGGUGUGGCAAGAGCGUUUCUAAAAGCACAAGCAGCUUUCUUUGGGAGCUACAGAAACGCCCUGAAAAUUGAACCUGGUGAGCCCAUCACUUUCUGUGAGGAAGCGUUCGUGUCGCACCGCUCGUCCGUGAUGAGGCAGUUCCUGCAGAAUGCCAUCCAGCUCCAGCUCUUCAAGCAGUUCAUUGAUGGACGUCUGGAUCUGCUGAACUCUGGGGAGGGCUUCAGUGACGUGUUUGAAGAGGAAAUAAAUAUGGGAGAAUAUGCGGGUAGCGACAAACUGUACCACCAGUGGCUGUCCACAGUGAGGAAAGGAAGUGGAGCCAUUUUAAACACAGUAAAGACGAAAGCUAACCCUGCCAUGAAGACUGUCUAUAAGUUUGCAAAAGAUCAUGCAAAAAUGGGAAUAAAAGAAGUGAAAAACCGCUUGAAGCAAAAGGACAUUGCUGAGAACGGCUGCUCGGCAGCACCAGAGGAGCCCCUGCCAAGGACAGCACCGUCACCACUGGCUGAGAAGAAGGACCCAAAAUUAAGAGAGGACAGAAGACCAAUCACAGUACAUUUUGGUCAGGUAGGUCUUAGUGUAAAGUUGUUCUCAAUCAUGUGGCUCAGUAAAAAUAGUUCAGAGAAAAGUCAUGAUAACGAAUAUGCCAACGCUUCAUUACCUUCAGUCACUGAACUAUGCUAUUUUAGUUUUAUUUCUCUUGUAUCUGUUUAAAGGGGAUUCCAAAACCUGAUUUUUCUUGGGUUUGCUGAUUCCUUUUGUUUAGAUGAUGAUUUUGAGGAAAAUAAACCAUAAGUGAAUGGGAGGUAAAGCAUAAAUAUUGUAGCAAUUUUAUAAACUAUUUUGAGGCUGUUGUAGCAUGCAAGGUGCUGCAGCCCUCAGGACUGAGGGUGUAGAAUUUAAAACAUCCCCUGUUAUCUAGCCAGAUCAUUAGUGUCAAUAUGGAACGUCCAACUAUUAAAGCAUUUGAACAUUCUCUGAAAAUUAAAUGCGAUGAACUAAGAUGGAAAAAUCAAUUAAUAGCUUGUUAGUGUGCUCUGUAUUCCGUAUUGACAGCUGAGCUGUUCACGUUAGUUACUCGUGUAAUGUUUCCUUUGAUAUGUCUGCAAAACAGAGAGUUUGGGGGGAGGUUGAAGAGCAGCUAUUUAGAAAACGUUGUAGUUGCUGUGAUUUUCAUGGAAAAACAGCCAGUAUUUAUUUCAGUUUGCCAGUGUUUCCCUAUUAAGGAUAGACUCAAAAAAUAACAUGAUUUGUGUUCACAGUUCUCUUUUCUUUUGCUGUAUCUAUUCUUUACACUGUUCUGGCCAGAAACAGAAGAGAAUAUCUGAUUUCUUCUAAGGAAGCAAAAUGUAAUUUUAAAGGAAUUGUAAAACAUGAUAAAAUGUGGAGCAAACCAGUUUUAGAGAAGUGUCUAUGAAUAGAAACCAGUUGGUGUGGCUGCACUGACUGUUCAGGUAUUAGAUGGGGCUACCCGAGGUCUGCUCAGUGCUCAGAGCAAUGUUGUCUGCAUCAUCUCAGAAUUUGAUUUAUUUUUUCAGUACUUUCACCAGUGUGCUAAAUGUAAGUUCUUGGAGACUUUUUAAAAAUCGUUCUCUUCCAAUUAAGUAUUUUCAGUAGAGAUGUAUUUUUCCUUUACCUUCUUUGCCACUACAGUUGAGAGGAAUUUGGGCUACUGGAGGAAUGCAGCCAUCUAGCUCCAGCAGGGACAUGUUACAUUUCAUUUGAAGCAGUCAGAAAUCAGAUAAUAUCACAAUUGAUUUUUAGUUUUUGCUUUAGAUAUUUGUGAACGAUGGAUGGUUCAAACAUGGUGGUAGAUUAAUGAAAUAUAUAUUUGAGUGGUAAGUGCAAAUUUAAAUUCAUGAGGUUUUUUAACAGUCGCUUUCAAAUUUUUUAAUGAUCACUUUUCUGUGUCGAAAGAAGCUCACACGAGCUUUCCUGACCCCUGGCUGUGGGGAGAGGCUCGCUGGCUAAAUGCUUAUUGCUGUCAUCACAUUACAAAUGUUGGUUUCCAAAAACCCGUCUGACUUAGCAGCUGUGGGGCUGUCUGACUCACAGCCUUCGUCCUGGCACGGGUCUGCUUCUCCUGAUAGCCCAGUGCCAAAACAAAAAUGAAAUCAUACCUUCAUUUAAAAGGGAAAGAUGUUCAGGUUUAUGAAAUAUAGAUUAAGGCUUUGGGGAGGAAAAAAGCAGCAACAUUUACUCUAUAAAUGGGAGAUGGCUUCUAACUCGUGAUUAAAGGCAGAGAUUUUAAUGUCACUUUUAACUCUGUCUAGAAUACAGAAGGUGGGAACAAUUAAAAAGGCACAAGAACUCUGAAAUAAGAGCUGUUUGUGCAUUCACAGCUCUUCUAAACUGAAGAGGAUGAAAGAGGCUUUUUUCUCAUUGUCAGGGCCUCUCUCGGAGCGCAGCAUUGUGCGGCUGGCAGCGCGGUUUAAAAUG